Molecule: messenger RNA, 5593 nt
Organism: Bactrocera oleae (olive fruit fly)
Lineage: Eukaryota; Metazoa; Arthropoda; Insecta; Diptera; Tephritidae
Source: RefSeq, a predicted model, not a curated record
ACGACAUUAUUUCAUAAGUAAAAUUCAGCAUUUAGCUGUAAUUUCAUGCAAGUCAGAAAAAACGCACUUUUGCGUGAAUUGUUAUUGAAAAAUAAUUUUAUUUAAUGUACUUUAAUAAUCGAUGAUUCGUUUUAAAAAAUUGGAGAGUCUCUUGAUCCCGCAGCGAAAUCUCUAGGAAGAACUUUCUGCUAAAAAUUAUCUCAAAUCCAAAAACCAAAAAACGAAAAUAAUCCAAGGACUUGUCAAAAUUUUAGUUUUCGAUGAAAAGUCGGCUUCCCAAGAAGAUAGUUUUUUGUUUUUUUUUUAUUAUUACCUGGUAAAUAUAUCAAAAAGCGUUGUGUAAAAAUUUCAAGUCGAUCGGUUCUGAAGUUUCAGAAAAUCGCUAAAGAAUCACUAUGACUGGGACAUCUAUAAUUUAACCACUUCCAAUGUCCACCAAUUAUUUAAAUCUGUGACCCUGCGGAUACUUUAAUAUUUUAGUAAUAUCUUGAUAUAGUUAGUCAAAUUUUGCCACACAAACGCAUUUGUGUGUGUGUAUAUAAAAAUACCACCAUACGUCACCACCGACGAAUUAGCCGUGUGAUUCGGUGUGAUCUACUAAAACAUCGUUUACAGCAACGUCGUCGUAGUUAUUGUUUUUUUUUUACCUUUUAUGUUUGCCAUUUCUCACCUAUCAUUCGAGUAUGCAAAAUAGCUAAUUUUAAACGAUUGAUUUUAUCAGAUAUUUGCUCUCAAGCUGCUCGUUUUUGUGUUGUUCUUUACUGUUACCGCUUUUUGUGCUUUUCAUUGUGCUCACGUGCUACCAACACAAUUUGUCGCCGUUGCCAAUUACGAUUACUUGUAUAUACUUGUAUACAAAUACAAAUUUACAUUCAAUUUUUUUUGCCCUGAGACUCUGUCACAUUUGAACUUCCAAUUUUCAAUUAACCGUCAAGCAAUUGAUUUUUCACUCUUGUGCCUUGAGCACACACGUAGCCGUAGAUGCAAUACUACAUAUGUACAUAUGUAAAUAUGUUGGUAUGUAUAUAUAAUAUGAUUGAAUGUAUGUAUGAAUGUAUAUACAGGGUUAUUCAAUAGCCGAUGUAGGGGUUUAAUGUGAAUUUAUAGCAUCAGAAAUAUUUUGUUUAAUUGUUGUUGUUGUUGAUUGGCUAUUGCUACUACUUUGGGAGCACAGACCACCGUUGUUGUGUUAUUUAAUUGACUUUUAAUACUCUGCUUUUCACAUCAUAGCCGCCAUAUCAGCGCAUUCACAACUCAUUCAGUUGUUAACGUUUGCCUGCAGCGUGUUGUCGUAGAGCACAAGCGUUUUCAAUAAAUUCGGUGAUCUCGCGCAACGCCGUUAACAAAUUCUAGUACAAAAUAGAAAAUGAAAAGUUAAAAAAAAAAAAUAUUUUUUUUUAAGAAAAAUUUAAAAAAAAUGUAAACUAAAAAUAUUUCUUUGUAAGAAAAAAGUUAAAAUAAAAAUUAAAAACUUUUUUUUUCAUAAAAAAAUAAAAUAAAAAAAAACUAAAAAAUGUUUUAAUGAAAAAAUAAAAUAAAAUUUUAAAUAAUAAAAAUUAAAUAUUUGUUUAUAAAUAAAUGCAAUGGCAUUAAAUAAAAAAAAAUGUGUGUAAAAUAAAAUAGAAUUGCAUCAAAAAUGCUUAGACAGCGCUUGUCAUAGCAGUAUUUGGUGUUUAUGCAUCGUUUAUGCGAAUAAUUUUAGCAAUUUCACGCCCACAGCUGCGCCAGCCACCUUACUCACCAGCCAAACUAACAUACAUAUGUAGUAUGUAUUCGCUUGUGUGUCACCAAGCCGGCUAAAUACUGCGAUUGCAACACUGCACAGCGUGCGCCUGUCGCCCGGCAAAAACAAAACAAAUAAAAAAAUAAAAUUUAUAGGCCAAUAAACAAUAUAAACGUUUUUGUUGCAAUGUUGUUGCUAAAUAUUGCCAAAAAAUAUUCCAGCGCGUAAUAUUCCGCCCAAAAAUCAAUUGAACAGCAAGUGAUCCGCGUGUUAAUUAAUGCUAAUAAGCAUUUUAAUUGAAAUUUUUUACUGGCAUGUGAAAAAAGCGCCAAAAUUAUUUACUAAACUUAAAUUGACAUACAUACAAACAUAAAACUUAGAAUUUUAUGCAAAAAAUAUAAAUAAAUAAAAAACCGAAGUCAACACUUCGUGCUAACGAACUGGCGUUAAGUUCUCCUGCUACCGGCAACAUAAAUAUAAAUUACUAAGCCGAGCUUAUUGUACAUAGACUUAUUCAAAAGCUUCGCUUUUCAGCUCACUUAAUCUUUAUCAAUACGCUCGCAUAUGAAACGGAAAAAUUUUAAUUUUUAAUAAAAUACCAUAUAAUAACGAUUGAGCUGUGCGCCUCUUUGAGUAAUAAACACCCUACAUGCUUUUGCGUACAUACAUAGAUAUGUAUGUCUGUAUGUAUGUUUUGUUCUCUCACCAUGCUAUAUUGAUUGAAAUGACUCGACAAUGCCGACACACUGCCGCGGAUUAGCUACUGCCUACAUUAACAAGUGGCAAAACGUUGUUUUGUAAUUCAAACAAAUCGAAUUUUUAAUUAGAACUUACGUUAUCGCCUACAACGCGCCGUUUUAUGUAAAAAUAUUGCAAAAACGUCGAAAGAGUUUGUGUUAAUUUGACAUUGAUUUGGAAAUUCAUAUUACUCCAUGUGUGAUUACAACAACUAAGUGCUCAGUUUUAUUGUAAUUUUCGUAUAUGCAAGCGUUCACACUCAUACGUACAUAUAUCUAUAUAUAUGCUGACAAAUAAGUUUUUGUGCACGCGAAAGUUUAACGCCAACAAAACUGAGUUGGUUUUUAUACGCGAAAAAGUUAAUGAUUUCAAAGAAACAUUACAAAAUGCUGCAAAUUAAAUAAAGAGUGUUUUUGAAGUGGCUGAUAAUAGAAUACAUAACAUACAUACAAAACAAAUUUCCUUCGAAAUUUAGUGGGAACUUUUAGAAUUUUAUAAGAUAACUGAGACAUUACUCUUGAAAAAUACCGAGCUAUAAAUUCACAAACAUAAACACACACAAAUACGUGAUUUGCUCUCACAAGAAACAUUAUAAGUGUAUUUCAAAAUAGCAUUUUAUGAUGCUUUAAUUAAAAACAUAUACAGCUUAGCGCCGCAGUGCCCUUAAUUAAUCAAGUAAAAGCAAAAACAAUUUAGCUCACAGCAAAAUCGCAAGCAUAGCGAAUCUAGAGCUAGCGCGAAAAUAAACCUAUACAUAUACAUAAGUGUACGCAUACAAAGAUCUGUCGUUUUUGGGGAUCACAACAAUUUUGUGCCUUCAAAAAUGUUCGCCACCAUACGGCAUCUGUUUGGUGGUGUCGUCGCCGCUGCCCAAGCGGACCCACUAACACAUGUCUCCGAACAACAACAUGUGCCGUCAACGAAAAAACCAACAAAAAUGUCGAAAAAAUUGCGACAACAGCAGCAACUCGAACAAAUGCAACAAAUGCUAUUGCUCGACACUGAAACCUAUUCCAAUUUGCGUUAUGAGCGCACCAAACUCAGUCACAGCAGCCUGCUGUUGCAUCAGAUCGCACAAGACAGCAGAACGGAUGAGUGUAACGGUACGCUCGACACAAUCGUACCACUAACAUUUGCCUCGGCCGCAACACCGAUAAUAUUGCCUAGUGGUUAUCGCGGCACUACGCCUGCUGAUAAGCAACAAAACCCAAACGUAUCAGCUGGAACGCGUGCGCUUUUCGGAACGACACCGUCACCCUCACCGCCGCCUCCGCUGCAGUUGCCGCUACCAACGUCAACGCGACACACGCAUUCAUCGCCGUCACCAUCUAUAACGGGCGGCGUGCCACCUGCCCUGAGUGGUGGUGGUUAUUCUACGCAUUUGCCACACGAUUACAGUUUCUGUGAUUCGUGUCGUCCGUUGCGUUUUCAAAAUUCGCUCAUAAAAUCCGGUAGUCCUAGUUCAGUGUCGCAAAAAAGUUAUAGUACGACUUCAGCGCGUUAUCUCAAUUUAAAUUCGAAUUCGUCGAGUAAUCGUUUCAAUUCGCUGCCGCCGUCGUCGAUCGUGACACCAACACCGCCGCCGCUACCACCACAAACACAACAACAACAAUCGUCAACACAGCCAGCGUCAUCGUUUCGCACCUUUUAUCCUUUCUCUCGUUUACAGCCACGACGCACGAACAGCGCCAGCAUGUCACAAUCCGGAGACGAUCUACACUCGCCCAGCUAUCUGUCCUGGCGCAAGCUGCAGCUGAGUCGCGCCAAACUAAAGGCGUCCAGCAAGACGUCGGCAUUGCUUUCCGGUUUUGCCAUGGUCGCAAUGGUUGAGGUCCAAUUGGAUAGUAGCACCAAAGUGCCUGCCGGUAUGCUUGUCGCCUUCGCCAUCUGUACCACACUGCUUGUGGCAGUUCAUAUGUUGGCGCUUAUGAUCAGUACUUGUAUUUUACCAAAUAUUGAAACUGUUUGCAAUUUGCAUAGCAUCUCGUUGGUACACGAAUCACCGCAUGAACGCCUACAUUGGUACAUUGAAACAGCGUGGGCCUUCUCCACGCUGCUCGGACUGAUACUCUUCCUACUCGAGAUAGCAAUACUUUGUUGGGUGAAAUUUUAUGAUUUAAGUCAACCAGCCGCUUGGUCGGCAUGCAUCGUACUUAUACCGGUAAUGAUAGUCUUCCUAGCGUUUGCAAUACAUUUCUAUCGUUCGCUUGUUACACAUAAAUACGAAGUUACCGUUUCGGGUAUACGCGAGCUCGAGAUAUUGAAGGAACAAAUGGAACAGGAUCACAUUGAUACGCAUCACCAUCAUUUGCAUCGUAAUAAUGGUUUACACUAUGGCGCCAGUGGUGAAAUAGUUUAAACGUCAUGCUUGACGGAAGUCCCUAACCAUGUUACUAUGGUGAAAGCUUGUUAUUAAUCGGGAAUAUACUUUUUGCUAAUAUACACCGGAGAAGAGACAUUUGUAUGCGACCUCAUACAUUUAGGCGAUAAAGUUUUUAUAUGCUACUUUUUACACGUAUAUAGACAUUGAUAACGAAUAACAAAUAAAAAUAAAUUAUAUAUAUAUAUAUUUUUAUGUAGGUUAGUCAUUUGUUAUUUGUAUGUACACGAAAACUUAAUUGAAUUGAAUUCUCAAAGAAUUCAAAUACAAUUGUGAUAUUGGUAAAUGCGUUUUAAUUUCAAUUGUGAAAUGCAUUUUGGCAUAUCUUGUUUUUAUUUAGCGCUUAAUUUUUAAUAUUAUAAUAAUACAUAUAUAAAUUUCUAUAAUUGAAAUCUGUUUAUAUAAGCCUUAAAGUAAGCGUUGUUAAAGAAAUACUUUGUGCACAUGUAAAUUAAUGUGUGGCCAAGCUACGCAAAGUUUAAUUGUAAUUAAAUUUUAUUUACCAGCAAUAUUGUAGACUUACACUGUGAAAAGUGUCACUGGCAGUUGACGGUGUGCAGCGCCAACAAUGCCACAUAGAUGCAGUGCAAAUAUGUGAAAUUUGAACAUGUUCUUCAUUCAACUGCAUAUCAACUGAAAAUUAUUAUUUCACAUUAUCCGUCAAACUACCUUAAUUUACUUAAUUUUUAAUAUAUUACUUUUAACAUAGAUUUAAGCAAUUGUAAUUAAAAGAUAUAACUUGAAAAAGAUAA